Diospyros lotus (date-plum) is the source of this 2157-nucleotide messenger RNA. Its product is annotated as multicopper oxidase LPR1-like. Gene Ontology annotation, molecular function: copper ion binding; oxidoreductase activity. The transcript has 4 exons. Lineage: Eukaryota; Viridiplantae; Streptophyta; Magnoliopsida; Ericales; Ebenaceae. The record is from RefSeq and is a predicted model, not a curated record. Bases 209 to 1930 code for a protein of 573 amino acids.
ACCUUCUCUUCUCUUCUCUUCUCUUCUCUUCUCUCUCUCUACUGUGUUAGACUUUUAGUUAUUAAUUAAUAUCACGCCCUGGGCUUAGGCAAUCUUCUUUCUUCUUCCUCUCUGGCUCUGUAUAUAUAUAUAUAUAUAUGUAUGUAUGUAUAUAUGUAUGAACAUAUAGAGAUGCGUAUGCAAUAAGGAAGAGAGGUAGGUGAAACUAAUGGAGAGGAAGGCGGUGCAUCAAGUUAUAUUUGUGGGUUUCUUCUUGCUCAUCAGUAGAGCAUGGGCAGAAGACAGGCUGAUAAAUGUAACGAAGUUGGAAAUGUUCGUUGAUGAUCUUCCUGAUAUGCCCAGAUUGAAGGGUUUCGAUUUUGUCAAUGGCGGCCACGCACCAGGGUCCUUAACCAUUGGCAUGUUCCAUAAGUUCUGGAAAUUUCAUAGAGAUAUUCCUCCAACCCCAGUGUUCGCCUAUGGUACGAGCAGGAGCACUGCAACGGUCCCUGGUCCAACAAUCGAGGCUCUCCACGGGGUCCACACUUACGUGACGUGGCAAAAUUACCUCCCUUCACAACACAUACUUCCCUGGGACCCGACCAUCCCCACUGCCAUACCAACCACCAAGAAGGGGAUCCCUACCGUGGUUCAUCUUCACGGCGCCAUCGGGGAGCCCGAGAGCGAUGGACACGCGGAGUCCUGGUUCACCGCUGGAUAUCAAGAACGGGGACCCACAUGGACCAAAAAGACCUACCACUACUACAACUAUCAACAACCGGGAAAUCUAUGGUACCAUGAUCACGCAAUGGGUUUGACUAGAGUCAACCUUCUAAGCGGCCUGAUUGGGGCCUACAUCAUCAGGCAUCCGGAGCUCGAGGACCCGCUUGGCCUGCCAUGUCGCGCUGAAUUUGAUCGUCCGUUGGUGGUCUUCGAUCGGAGCUUCCGCAUCAAUGGUUCCCUGUACAUGAAUUCCACCGGAAAUAACCCCUCCAUACACCCUCAGUGGCAGCCCGAGUAUUUCGGCGACGCAAUCAUCGUAAACGGCAAAGCAUGGCCCCGCCUCAUCGUACGGCGCAGAAAGUACCGGUUUCGCAUCAUCAACGCAAGCAAUGCUCGAUUCUUCAGGUUCUUCUUCACCAACGGGUUGGGAUUCAUCCACGUGGCAUCGGAUUCCGCCUAUGUGGAACAACCGACGACGCUCAAAGAGAUCCUUUUGGGGCCAUCUGAGAUCACGGACGUAAUCGUUGAUUUUUCUGAGUCGAACUCCGAUUCGGCCAUCUUGGCCAAUGACGCACCGUAUCCUUAUCCUUCCGGCGAUCCGGUGGACGAAGCCAAUGGCAAAGUGAUGAAGUUUAUAAUCCGACAACAGCGAGAAGUCGAUACGACCCGAAUACCCAAGAAGCUGAUCGAAUACCCGUCACCUGAUGUAUCAGCUGCUUCGGUAAUACGGUACAUCGCGAUGUACGAGUACACAAGCGACACUGACGAGCCAACCCAUUUGUACAUCAAUGGGAAAUCGUAUGAAGAGCCGGCGACGGAGACGCCAAAAGCGGGGACCACUGAAGUUUGGAACGUGAUCAAUCUAACGGAGGAUAAUCACCCGUUGCACAUCCAUUUGGGUCUGUUCACGGUGCUUGAUCAGGUGGAGCUAGUGAAUGUUGAUGAGCUGAAGAAUUGUAUGCUGAAGAUCAAUAAUGCGGUCAAGUGCAAGAUAAGCAAGUAUGCACGUGGCAAAAGGGUGGGGGUGGCGGCGCACGAGAAGGGGUGGAAGAACGUGUACAAGAUGAAUCCCGGAAGUAUGACGAAGAUCCUCGUCAGGUUUUCUUACAUACAUGCCAAUACAUCGUACGUGUUUGAUGCAACAGCUGAGCCUGGCUACGUCUACCAUUGCCACAUCUUGGAUCAUGAGGACAAUGUCAUGAUGAGACCCUUGAAGUUAAUCAAGUGAGAAGGCCAACACAAAGUGACCGAGGAAUAAUGGGCGCCAUGGCAUCGAGCAAAUCGAGUGAUCAAUUGUAGUAAGCUUGAAAAAUCACAAUAUUUUACAAUAAUCCAUGGUACCAAUUGUAUAAAUAAAUGAAUUUUCAUGUUUGGAUGAAAAAAUAGAACCAAACACACUUGAGGGUCUCGGCCGAAAGGAGAAUUGAUUGAAAUGAACGGUUUAUUUGCAUCAAA